AAACAUAAAUAUAACCUUAAAAAUAAACAUGUAAAAAUAUUUCUAAAAACAAAUCAGAUUAAUAAUGAGACAUGUAUUCCCAAUUAUUUAAACUUUAUAACUCCCGCAUUUCCUAUUCAAUUAUUAAAGAAACAGCCAAAAAUUAUAGUAAACUUUCUUCAAAGGUACGAGUAGUGAAUGAACAAUCAGAAAACCAAUUAGAAUAUAUUGAUUCAAUAAUUAAAAAGUACAAGGGCACUUUGCUAUAUAAUAGCGUUAUAGAGGAUAUUGGAAUUGAAUUAGGACAUCACAGAAAUAAGCUGAUAAUUAAGGAGACCGAGAGGAAAAAAAAUUUAAUAAGGCACCAAAUUCAAUUGAUUGAACCUUUACCAUUGUCAUUAAAAUAUGUAACAGAUUUACCAACAAGUAAAGUAAAUAAAGAGGAUGGAGAAUUAAAAAUAGACUCGAGGAUAGUUAGUUUUCCUUAUCAAUCAAAAGAAAUUAAUUCAGUGAGUUAUGUUGAAGAGCCCACUGAGGAAAUCCGUAAACAGUUGACACCUGAAGAGGAGGUUAACUUGAAGUAUGAGAAGUUGAAGGAAAUGCAUAACUGGAUGAUGAAUUAUGAUAAUUACACACAAGUUGAGGAGGAGGAAAUUGAUCAUGACAACUGGAAAAUAAAUUAUGGAACACCUGAUCCUAGAACUGAUGUUAGCAAUGUACCUUGUGGAGGAUGUGGGGCCUAUUUACACUGCAAAGACACAGCAAUUCCUGGUUAUAUCCCAUCAGAAAUCUUCAAAAAUCAUAAAUUCAAAGGCGGUGCUAACUUAGAAGCAAUAAUCUGCCAAAGGUGCUACUUCUUGAAACACUACAACAUGGCAUUACAAGUCAAAGUAUCAUCAGAGGAUUAUCCGAAAGUAUUACAAAGAAUCAGUAAACAGCAGGCUUUGGUGCUUCUUAUGGUAGAUCUAAUGGACUUUCCCUGUUCCAUUUGGCCUGGAAUUGCUGAUAUUUUCGGCCCCAAGACUCCCAUUAUUAUUGUGGGGAACAAAAUUGAUUUGUUGCCCAGAGAUGAUGAUAAGUUCUUGCAAAACAUUAAAACAACCUUACUGGACUAUUGUAAGAUUUCAGGCUUUGGCACAUCCAACAUACAAAACAUAGCUUUGAUCUCUGCUAAGACUGGUUUUGGUGUGGAAGACUUGAUAACAAUAUUGCAGGCAAGUUGGAAGUUUCACGGCGACGUUUAUUUAGUAGGUUGUACCAACGUGGGCAAAUCAAGUUUGUUCAACGCCCUCCUGCAAUCCGACUACUGCAAAAUCCAAAGCUCAGAUCUAAUACAAAGGGCUACCACAAGUCUUUGGCCAGGCACCACAUUAAACCUGCUCAAGUUCCCCAUCACCAAGCCCUCUGCCCACCGCAUGGAACUGCGCAAUGCCCGCCUAAAAACCGCCAGAAAGCUAGAGGCCGAAGAACAAAAGCUUCGAAGGCAACAGUUAAAAACCUACAACACCCCAAAGUGCGCCACCCUCAUCGGACACAUCGGCAGGUCAUAUACGUUGCCGGUGAAGGAAGAAGGCGAUUUGUUCGGCGUGUCGCCCAACUCGAAUGCGUCCGGCAAAGCUAAGAUGGGCAUUAACGAAAAGGAUCCGGAGUUCGUUUUGAGUCGGUGGUGUUUUGAUACGCCAGGAGUCGUGCAAACGGAUCAAAUUAUUAACAUUUUGACUGCGGACGAACUGAUGUUGACUUUGCCCAAGCAAAUAAUUAGGCCUGUGACUUUCUGCGUUCAGCCCGGCAACAGUUUGUUUAUUGCUGGACUUGGACGACUGGAUUACCUUAAAGGAAAUAUAUCCAUUAGGUUGACCGUUUUCCGUUCCAAUUCGCUUCCGUUAACAAUUUGUAAGUCUGAAAUGGCUGAUGAAUUAUACCAAAAUUUGUUGGGUACAGAUUUAUUAGCUGUACCAAUAAAUGUUAGUGACAGAUUAACAAAAUGGCCAGGUUUACAAAAGGCUAAAACCUUCUCUGUUAUUGGAGUUAAUAGUCACAUUUCUAGUAAAGAUGUAGUACUUUCCAGUGCUGGUUGGGUGGCAAUAAACAUAAGAGAAGGUGAAGAGUGUCUAUUUGAAGCUUGGACACCAGAAAAGAGGGGCUGUUAUUUGAGGGAGUGUUUGUUACCAAAAGCUGUGCAACUUAGAGGACGAAGGAAACGAUAUACACCUGUUUAUGGCAAACACAAAUUUAUAUAAAUAAUAAAAUUAAUAAUAGGA
This is a messenger RNA of Aethina tumida (small hive beetle), 2240 nucleotides long. Its product is annotated as nitric oxide-associated protein 1. The record is from RefSeq and is a predicted model, not a curated record. The transcript has 4 exons. NCBI's taxonomy places the organism in Eukaryota, Metazoa, Arthropoda, Insecta, Coleoptera, Nitidulidae. The coding region runs from base 72 to 2219 and encodes 715 amino acids. Gene Ontology annotation, molecular function: GTP binding.